This is a messenger RNA of Cuscuta campestris, 1646 nucleotides long. Lineage: Eukaryota; Viridiplantae; Streptophyta; Magnoliopsida; Solanales; Convolvulaceae. The record is from the annotation of a GenBank genome assembly.
CAGAGGAAUUUCGCGAUAGGCAGAGCAGGAACGGCUCGGCUCCAUAGUUGUCAAUAAGGCGCGAUUGAAGUCCUGAACGCAUUCAUACGAUCAUAAUAUAACUCUCAUCCUUCAAAUUCAUUCGCCGAUCGAUAUCGAGCAUCCAGAUGGCGGAUGAAAGAUGCCAAAAUCGAGCUCAAAUCCUCAUUUCUUCUUCGUCUUCAGGAUCAGAUGAAUCGGAGACGUCAGGAUCGGAAUACGAAUUCGACGGAGACGCCGUAGAUACCUUGUCCUCCACCUCAAGAGAAAGCGACUCUGAAAACGAAGAAAGUGAAUGGAAUGAGACGGAUGAUGAAAGAGACGAGUCUUCUGAGUCCGAAGAAGUCAAAGAGGAAGACAAUGAUCACCAUUUGUGCAGAGUUAUGCGUCUCCUUCUAGGGAAGGGUGAUUUGCAGGAUUUAAAGUUGGUGGAGUGUAAAGCAUAUUUGAGAAAGAAUGGGUUAAGAUUGUCUGGAACUAAAGAUGAGUGUAUAGAGAGGAUCAUGGAGCACUGGAGGAUUAAAGACGGGAAGGGUGAAACAUUCUAUCCGAGAUCAUCAUUCAAUAUCAACUGUACUGGCGAUGUUUGCAAAGGAGACGUUGUAUUGUUCACACAAAAAGUGUACAAGAAUUUUGACAAGAUGACCAGGAGUGGCAAUGUUUCAGGGAAGAGAACUAUUGCUGGAAGAGUUGUUAAGGAAAGUUAUGGUGCUGCAAAACAACAACAUACUUUUACUGUUGAAGUGUUGUGGAACCGAGGUGUUAAGAAGCUGCCUCCACUUUUCCCUUUGCUUGUUAAGGGUCGGAACCUCUACAAACUGAAAGUCUUCAGACAGCGAUGGAAAAAUGAAAAGGAAAGAUUAAGAGUGCUUGCAGAGAAGCAUCAACGAGGAGCAGCUGCUAGACUUGUCAGAGAAACUAGAAAGAUGAGAUCUAUGAAGAGAAAACAAGCCUUCACAGAUAAAAAAGGCACAAAAAAGCGAAAGCAUGAAGAUCACAACCACAAACAUGGAAGCAACAAAAAACCGAAGAAUCACCAUGGAAGAAGACCCAAAGCCACAACUUCAUCAACUCGUCAAAGACCUCGAAACCGUGCAAAUGCUAGUCAUCUCGCUAAAACUAAAUCCUCAUUUGAUAUCCGACCUGAUACACACUAUCACCGGGGCACCUUAUUGUUUCUCCCGCCCCAGAAUUAUGGCCACUUUCCAUCUGAGGCCUACAACCAGAGAACGCCAUACUCAGUUUCUCAUGGUAGGAACUUUGCGUCUCUAAUGCAUUUGCCACAUGUAAGUGCUUCUUUUUCUGUUAUGGCUAAUCUAAACCCGAGAGAAUAUGACCAUUAGACAUCACCCACACCCUUAGCUAUGUUUCACGAUUUGACCUUAUUCGGUUUGGGCGUUGGAAAAUAUGAUAUGAACACAACAUUGCACAAGAAAAAUCAAUUAUAGAAUAGGGAAUACGUAGUAUACAAAAUAUGGAUUAUUUCAGUCCCCCCCCCUCCCUUUCCGGUUAUGCCAAAAUGAUGUGCCUUAGUUCUGAAUAUACCUCGUACUAUUCGGCCAAAUUUGAGGGGUCUUCGAGACGGGGUUUAUCCUUUUUUACUACGGUAAUAAAUUUUAUGAGGGAUC